AUGAAUGUGAAAGAUGGAGAUGCCAUGAAAUGUCUAGCUUUUCCUCUGCUCUUAGAAGGAUCAACUAAGGAUUGGUUCAAGUCCUUGAAGCCUGACUUCAUCAGCUCAUUUAACCUGCCCAAACAGAGCUUCAUGAACCAAUUUCUAUCUACCUCAAAGAAGAGGUACCUACCCAACUACCUUCUCAGCAUCAGGCAGGGCCCUAAGGAGAAGUUGCGACACUACAUCAACCGUUUCAAUCUAGAAGUAAUUAGCAUCCCUAGUUGCUCCAAACAUACAACCUAUAUUGCCCUUCUAGCUGGGUUCCAAAGAGGACCUUUUCUGUUUCAUGUCAACAAGUUUCCACCUAAGAGUUAUGAGGACCUGGUGUCCGAGGCGUAUCGUCAUGUCAUCGCUGAGGAGAUGACAUAUGACACACCAGAAGGGAAAGAUCCGUCGCAGCCUAGUGUAGGAGAUAAACGGAGAAAAGGUCGAAAUGAUGUACAUGAUAAGCCAAACGACAAGAAAGGAAUAUUUGAGAAUUCUAGGCAAGGUGGGAGAGACUAA
Prunus avium (sweet cherry) is the source of this 546-nucleotide messenger RNA. RefSeq lists its product as uncharacterized. The record is from RefSeq and is a predicted model, not a curated record. Lineage: Eukaryota; Viridiplantae; Streptophyta; Magnoliopsida; Rosales; Rosaceae.